AUGUCCAGCGACCUCCAGUGGCUCCUCCUCCGCAACAACAAUGCAUACAUUGUCAAGAGCCUCCCUGGUGGCCCCAUCCUCUCUCGGGAGCCUGGAAACCUGGUAAAAGUCCACUCGCAGAAGUACUGCUCGUUCGCGAACGAGAAGGCCAUCCUGAUCAAGGACACCGAGGCCGGCAUUGAGCUCAUCACCCGCAAGAAGGGCGCCGCUCCCACCGCCGUCGCCUCCGGGUACGCGAAGACGGUCAUCCGCCCCCGCUCGGGAGGCCGUCGCGCAGCCGGCAUUACCGCGAAGCUCGCCAAGCGCGGCUACCGCCCCGACCUCAGGACAGCCGCCCUCGCGCACGUGUCCGCCAUUAUCGCGUCAAAGAAGGAGAAGAAGGCUGCACCACCGAAGAAGGCUCGGGGGAAGAAGGCCAAGACUGCAUAG
Molecule: messenger RNA, 429 nt
Organism: Epithele typhae
Lineage: Eukaryota; Fungi; Basidiomycota; Agaricomycetes; Polyporales; Epitheliaceae
Product: ribosomal protein L28e
Exons: 5
Coding region: 1-429 (142 amino acids)
Biological process (GO): translation
Cellular component (GO): ribosome; cytosolic large ribosomal subunit
Molecular function (GO): structural constituent of ribosome
Source: RefSeq, a predicted model, not a curated record